Messenger RNA from Delphinapterus leucas (beluga whale), 3119 nucleotides. The record is from RefSeq and is a predicted model, not a curated record. Lineage: Eukaryota; Metazoa; Chordata; Mammalia; Artiodactyla; Monodontidae.
GUAAUCCAUAGAGAGUAGGUGCCGGGAGUCCUUUGUCGGGGUGGUAUUGGGGAGUAGUAGUAGCCUCCCCCAGGCGUGCCCUGGACCCAGCAGAGGGUCUCUAUCAGCCGGGAGUGUCCCUGUGAGGGCUGCUUUGCUCAGGGGUUUGUUGGGAAUUUGAAUGGCAGAGUAGGGAAGGAGAGGGAGCUUGCUCUUUAGGAACCUUAGUAGAACUGUCAGCGGGGAAUCAUGAAGGGCAGCAAACAUGAUUUUCCUGAUGACACCGAGAUCAUCUCUGGAGGACUGGCUGGGUUCUAAGCAGAUGACAAGUGACUCUCUUCUAACAAAGAGGGAAAGAAAUAGAGAGAGGCACAAAUCACCCCGGAAUAAAGAUGGCAGAGGGUCAGAAAAAUCUGUCACCAUUCAAGCUCCCACCGGAGAGCCCUUGUUGGCAAAUGAUUCUACUCGGACGGAGGAAGCUCAGGAUGACAACUGGGGGGAGACCACCACGGCCAUCACAGGCACUUCGGAGCAUAGCAUCUCGCAGGAGGACAUCGCCCGCAUCACCAAGGACAUGGAGGACAGCGUGGGGCUGGACUGCAGACGCUACCUGGGCCUCACCGUUGCCACGGUGCUCGGACUCCUGGUCUUCCUCACCCCCAUUGCCUUCAUCCUGCUGCCCCCCAUCCUGUGGCGGGAGGAGCUGGAGCCUUGUGGCACCAUCUGCGAGGGACUCUUCAUCUCCAUGGCAUUCAAGCUCCUGAUUCUGCUCAUUGGGACCUGGGCUCUGUUUUUCCGCAAGCAGAGAGCCGACGUGCCGCGGAUCUUCGUGUUCCGUGCACUCUUGUUGGUCCUCAUCUUUCUCUUCGUGGUCUCCUAUUGGCUUUUUUACGGGGUCCGCAUUUUGGACUCUCGGGACCGAAAUUACCAGGGCAUCGUGCAAUACGCCGUCUCCCUCGUGGACGCCCUCCUCUUCAUCCACUACCUGGCCGUUGUCCUGCUGGAGCUCAGACAGCUGCAGCCCAUGUUCACGCUGCAGGUGGUCCGCUCCACUGAUGGCGAGUCCCGCUUCUACAGCUUUGGACACCUGAGUAUCCAGCGAGCAGCAUUGGUGGUUCUGGAAAAUUACUAUAAAGAUUUCACCAUCUAUAACCCCAACCUCCUAACAGCCUCCAAAUUCCGAGCAGCCAAGCACAUGGCCGGGCUGAAAGUCUACAACGUAGAUGGCCCCAGUAAUAACGCCACUGGUCAGUCCCGGGCAAUGAUCGCCGCAGCUGCUCGGCGCAGGGACUCGAGCCACAACGAGUUGUAUUAUGAGGAGGCGGAACAUGAACGGCGGGUGAAGAAGCGGAGAGCAAGGCUGGUGGUUGCAGUGGAGGAGGCCUUCAUCCACAUCCAGCGUCUCCAGGCUGAGGAGCAGCAGAAAGCCCCAGGGGAGGUGAUGGACCCCAGGGAGGCCGCCCAGGCCAUCUUCCCCUCCAUGGCCCGGGCUCUGCAGAAGUACCUGCGCACCACCCGGCAGCAGCACUACCACAGCAUGGAGAGCAUCCUGCAGCACCUGGCCUUCUGCAUCACCAACAGCAUGACCCCAAAGGCCUUCCUCGAGCGGUACCUCAGCACGGGUCCCACGCUGCAGUACGACCGGGAGCGCUGGCUCGCCAUGCAGUGGCGGCUCGUCAGUGAUGAGGCCGUGACCAGCGGGCUGCGGGAUGGACUCGUUUUUGUCCUCAAAUGCUUGGACUUCAGCCUCGUAGUCAAUGUGAAGAAAAUUCCAUUCAUCAUGCUCUCGGAAGAGUUCAUAGACCCCAAGUCUCACAAAUUUGUCCUUCGCUUACAGUCUGAGACGUCAGUUUAAAAGUUCUAUAUUUGUGGCUUUAUUAAAAAAAAAAAAGAAUAUAUAGAGAGAUAUAUAUGUAUACCAGAGGGGCAUCUUUGUUUUUAUUAUUCUUCAUUGCUGACUGAACUGGCAGAUGAGAGACCAGGGUCCUUUGACCAUCUGCACUUUAUUUGGAAGGAAGCAGAAGAUGUCCGUCCUGGAAAAAAGUGACUGAUGACAUCUGACUUGGGGAUGGGACGUCUCUCGAGAAGCCGUUCCCUGGCGUUUCUGUGACAGCUGCAAACCAAAGCGGAGCUGGAGGUUCUUGGGAACCUCGCCUUACGACUCGUCCCUGCCUUUCGUCCAGCACCCAGCCCUGCCCUGGCUUCUGGCCAUCCCACUCGUGGGCCUCUGGGGACACGUCUUUGUCCUGUUUCAGGGAACCAGACGGGACAUGUCCACACGUGUUUGUAUAUGUAAACAUCCGGCACCACGGGAGCCAGGGGCCGUUCACGAAAUGCCUGCCUUCGUCUUUGUUCUCUGUUGCCUUAGGUUCUGCAGAGAAAGGUCACAACGACAAACGUGCACUGUCAGUUUACAGCUCUUAAUGAUUUUAUUUUUUUCCCCAAAGAGAGAAUCUACCUGCCCUGGUUUUGACCUGCUUGCCUACCAGCUUGAGCAGGUAGCUCUUUCCUAACCCAGUGAUGGCCUACCUGACCCCGCUCCAUCCCACCCCCACCCUCCCAAAACACACCACACCCUACCUGGCUGGCAGCCCCGGCCAGGGAGCCCAGCUUUCAGAGCCGCCCAGGACCUGGCUCUUCACGUGUGCCCUCGGGCUCCAUGCACAGCCUCAGGUCCGCCCCACGGAUUGUUUGUUUACGUAGGGAAGGGUGAAGUACCCCCCAGGUAGGUCCCAGGGAGGGCAUGCCAGCCAGCUAGGAUGUCCCAUUCAGGCUGCGGCAGGAGCCCCUCCCCGCCACUGCUCCGCACCCACCAGGGGGAGACCCACGCUGUGACUCAGGGACUGGCAAGUUCAGCUCAGAGCCUCCAUUUCCCUGGAGGUACGUCCUCACAAAGCUCCAUAGCAAGCUGUCUUGCCAAGGGACAGCUGCGGCGUCCAGCCCCUGACUCUGACCACCGUCACUGUGCGCUCAUCACCUCCGCCCCUUACUACCCGUGCAGGGGCUCCUUUAGGCCCUGGUGCUAAAUCACUCGUAGUUGGCAGUUAAGUGAGGAGAGGGAAUGGGCAAGCUGCAGCAUCUGGGGAAAGGAAAGUAGGGAGCCGAGCUUGUGAUCCAGAAUGAUGCCAGCCUGGUCUGUU